Messenger RNA from Dothidotthia symphoricarpi CBS 119687, 948 nucleotides. RefSeq names its product Clavaminate synthase-like protein. Gene Ontology annotation, molecular function: dioxygenase activity. The coding region runs from base 1 to 948 and encodes 315 amino acids. The record is from RefSeq and is a predicted model, not a curated record. The transcript is spliced from 2 exons. NCBI's taxonomy places the organism in Eukaryota, Fungi, Ascomycota, Dothideomycetes, Pleosporales, Dothidotthiaceae.
AUGGAGAAAGAGCGAGAGCGUGUAGCGAAGCAAAUAGACACCGCCUUCCAAAACGCAGGCUUCGUCUACCUCACAGGCCAUGGUGUGAGCGCGGAUAUGGUUCGGGAGGCGUUCACAUGGUCUAAGACCUUCUUCGCCCUGCCCCCCGCAACUAAGAUGCUCGCCCCCCACCCCCCAGGCGGCACUCACCACCGCGGCUACUCCUCCCCCGGCCUCGAAAAAGUCUCCCAGCACACGUACUCCGACGUCGAGAUUGAGAAAGAGCGCCAGGUGCCAGAUUAUAAGGAAUCCUUCGAGAGCGGCAAUGUGAACGAUAUCGCGCAACCGAAUAUCUGGCUCCCGGAACAGGAGUUACCGGGUUUUAGGCCGUUUAUGGAAGAGUACUUCACGGUGUGCGCGGGGCUGGUGCAUCGCGUGCUGCACGCGCUGAGUCUUGCGCUUGAUGUCCCAGCGCCGGGGCUGGGGAGUACGCAUGCGGAGAGUCUGUUCCAGCUCCGACUCCUGCACUAUCCCGCCAUGCCGGCAGAGGAACUACGCGACCACACGCGUGCGAGGAUAAACGCGCAUUCAGACUUCGGCACGCUGACGCUGCUUUUCCAAGACGCGGUUGGGGGGCUCGAGAUCGAAGAUCCACAUGCACCGGGUGUGUUUCGCGCCGUGCCGCCGGUGGAGGACGCGGUGCUGGUUAAUGUGGGGGAUUUGUUGGCACGGUGGAGUAACGAUCGGUGGAGGAGUAGUGUGCAUCGGGUUGGGCUGCCGGGGGAGGGGGGUGGCGAGAUGGUGCCGGAGAGGUAUUCUAUCCCGUUUUUUGCGACGGCUGAUAUGGAUACUGUUAUUGAUGCGUUGCCCGGGUGCUGGGAUGAGGCGGAUCCAGAGUCGAAGAAGUAUGAGCCGGUUACGGCGUGGGGGUAUGUCCAGAUGCGUAUGGCGGCGCUGUAUGAGGGGUGA